This is a messenger RNA of Cicer arietinum (chickpea), 1134 nucleotides long. RefSeq lists its product as uncharacterized. The record is from RefSeq and is a predicted model, not a curated record. Lineage: Eukaryota; Viridiplantae; Streptophyta; Magnoliopsida; Fabales; Fabaceae.
AUCAAUAAGAGCUUUCUUGGCGCUGAAUUCACUUUGCAUAACAAGAAGAGGGUCGAUUGGUAAUGGAAGAAGUGAAAGUGAAUGGUUGUGAUGGUGGAUCAAGCUUAGAAGAUUCUAACAAAGAUUUAGCAUAUGUAACUAAGGGAUUAGAAGCAAAAGCACAAGUUAUUGUAAAUGAUGUGAUUAUCAACGAAACUGAACUCACAAAAAUCCGUCUUCUGAGAGCCUUUGUUGAAACACAAGAUCCAUCUUCUAAGGAAGAAGAUGAUUUAACGAUUACAAGAUUUCUACGUGCUCGUGAUUUAGAUGUGGAGAAGGCUUCAACAAUGUUCCUCAAAUACUUGAAAUGGAGACGUUCAUUUGUUCCAAAUGGUUCCAUAUCUAUAUCCGAGAUUCCUAAUGACCUUGCAGACGACAAGGUGUUUGUCCAAGGAUGCAACAAGAUUGGUCAACCUAUAUUUAUUGUCUUCGGUGCAAAACAUUUUCAAAAGAAAGAUGGUUUACAUGAAUUCAAAAGGUUCGUAGUCUAUCUUCUUGAUAAGCUAUGUGCCAGCAUGCCACCUGGUCAGGAGAAGUUUGUUGGUAUAAUAGAACUCAAGGGAUGGAGUUACUCAAAUAGUGAUGUGCGUGGAUACAUCAGUGCUCUCUCCAUUUUGCAGGAUUACUACCCUGAAAGAUUGGGGAAGUUGCUUAUUCUCCACGCACCAUACAUAUUUAUGAGAGUGUGGAAAAUAGUUUACCCGUUCAUUGACAACAAAACUAGGAAAAAGAUAGUAUUUGUAGAGAGCAAUAAGCUGAAAUCAACACUGCAAGAAGAAAUAGACGAAAGUCAGCUCCCUGAGAUAUACGGUGGCCAACUGCAAUUAAUCCCCAUCCAGGAUAGCUAAUUAAAUUAAUCAGCACUGACAAAUUAAGGAGAGACCAUAAGAAAUAUAUUUCAAUAUUUUAUUUUCCUGUUUGUGUUACUUUGACUGUAUCUUUUUACUCUAUGUUGUUGUAUACGGUGUCAUAUAUAAAUAAAAAGACUGGAGUUCUAUUAAACUGAUGGUUGAGUGGUAUUCCCAUGGUAAUUACCAUUGGUGUGUAAUCGGUCAUGGAAUUCUUUGCAAUCUUAGUUGAUACAUUUAUCUUAUA